This is a messenger RNA of Glossina fuscipes, 2254 nucleotides long. RefSeq names its product stress response protein NST1 (gene nerfin-2). The transcript has 3 exons. Gene Ontology annotation, biological process: negative regulation of transcription by RNA polymerase II; neuron differentiation; regulation of cell cycle process. The record is from RefSeq and is a predicted model, not a curated record. Gene Ontology annotation, molecular function: DNA-binding transcription repressor activity, RNA polymerase II-specific; RNA polymerase II cis-regulatory region sequence-specific DNA binding. NCBI's taxonomy places the organism in Eukaryota, Metazoa, Arthropoda, Insecta, Diptera, Glossinidae. The coding region runs from base 1 to 2244 and encodes 747 amino acids. Gene Ontology annotation, cellular component: nucleus; transcription repressor complex.
AUGAUGAAUAGUGACCAUUAUAUGGAAUGUCACACAUUACCAGCAAUCAAUGAGACAUUUUCGCAGUUUAGUGCAAGACCGUCGGCAACAAUAUCUGCUGCAGCUAAAUUGAUAUAUUCACCUUUAGAUUUGUCAUUGCGUGCUGGUCCGAAUAUUGCCCCCAUAACUCCACCAACAACACCGUCGCCACCAAGGAAACGUCACAGAUUAAUGUCAGAAGAAAAUUACUUGUGGCGGCCGCAUGUGCCGGCCAGAACGUCACCCUCAAUUUCCACAUCCGCUUCAGCUUCAACAUGUACGUCCACAACCCCGGCUUUGCUGGAAUACACUAAUCAUUAUUUGCACGGUAUGUGUUACCCAAAACGUGAAGGUUUCUAUCCGUCAAUGUCUGAAGACGAAGUAUGCAAUCACAGCGACGUACCUAAUUAUCUUGCAGCAGAAAACAAUUUUUGUGAAAUACCAAAAAGUCAACGGUCCGUUAUGAUGUUAUCAACUAAGGAUAACGAACAAGAGCAAGAAGAACACCAUCAUCAUCAUCAUCAACAAAAACAGUCAGAUAUAAGUGCAAUUUAUGUUGACGAUGAAACGAUUAUAUUGACCGAAGAUGACGACGAUGACGAGGACGAUGAUGGGAAAGAGGAAGACGAAGAAGACGAAGAGGUAGAAAAUGAAACACUUGUCAGUUCGCAAGAGUUUACUGACACUAGAGACAUAACAGAGGAAUCCAGUGAAUUUACUGAAAUUGCAACAACAACAUCAUCAUCAACAACAACAGCAAUAGCAGCAACUAAAACAUUAGGAAAAAUUCGCCAAGAGUUAGUCGAUGAUGAAGCAAAAUCCACUGUCAACGUUGAAGAAGAGGAGGAGUACGUGGAUAUUUUGAGUAAUGACGAUGACGAGCUAAAUCCUUUAGCGUCGGGUGCCAAUACAAUACUAAGAUUACAAAGUCAAGCUGAGCUGGAGCAAGAGCUAGAAAAGUCCGGCAAAGUCUUGACACGUAAUAAGUUGAUCUACGACAAUGAGGAGAUGCACAAUAAGGCUGUAAAUGGUUUGGACAAGCUAUUCAAUAGAGAUUUUCAAAGGCUAACGGACAAUAAUGAUGCGGCAGAACAAAACGUUGCUAAAGAUACGAAGAAAACUUACAUAGACUUAACGAACUGUCAACGGUCACGAGAAACUUAUGAACCGCCACAGCAAAUCGUAGCAAUAGAACAAGAGAAAAACUAUUAUUGUUUACCGUCGGCGAUUGGUAUGGGUUCGUCGGGGAGGCCAUCAUAUAAAACACAUAAAACAGAACGUAAGCGCAUGAAACUACGUAAACAGAUGUCGCUGGAUGAGGAAACAUUAAGUCCCGUUUCCGGCACUAUAAUACGCAAGUUGCGUGACGACGAAGAGUUGGUGGUGCGUAAAGGUGACAUUGAUCCGGCUUUCAAUGUAGUCGAAGUGACCGAAGAAGCUAAAGCGAUUUUAGCAAGCAUUGACAAUAAAAUUGGAGCAUACCUAUGUCAACUCUGUCGCACUUUAUACGACGAUGCGUUUAAAUUAGCGCAACAUCGUUGUCCGCGUAUCGUUCAUAUCGAAUACAAAUGUUCCGAAUGUGAUAAAGUUUUCAAUUGUCCGGCUAAUUUGGCUUCACAUCGCAGAUGGCAUAAGCCCAAAUCUGAGAUAUUGGCCAGCAGUCAGUCCAAGAAGCGUUUAAAUCAAAACCAUUUCUCUGAUCAUAUUAAUGAGACUUCACAACAACAAAAACCAAGCACAGAUGACGUUGUUGAUGGAAUAUUCCCCUGUACACAAUGCGGCAAAACAUUUCGCCGUAAUGCUUAUCUGAAAAAACAUCAAGCUUCUCAUCAGAUGUUGGACAAUUUAAAACAUCUAGAUGUGUUUAAAGGUCCAAGGAGAGACAACCCAAACACUUUCCAACAAUCUCCUCAAAUUUUUGGUUGCUCUGCGAUAAACCCGAACCAAAGAGGUAACAAUAGCGCUUUGUAUUCGUCGUUUGGAUCUCUACACGCCUCUCGCCCUUAUCCAACUCGUUUUGGAGCCUUGCCGUUCAGUCCCCCGUUCGAUUACAGACGUUUCUACUCAUUAGGUGAACUGUACUUAACUCAGCAAUUGGAUCGUUCAUCAGCCUUUCAAUACGUUCAUGCUAACCAUUUGCGUAACUUAAACAAUAUGGCGAACGUAGGCAAUUUUAUUAAUCGUCCAAUGGCGAAUUCACCUUUAAUGCCGCUACCGGUGAAAUGACAAAAUGUUC